UGGAGGUCGAAAAAUUUCUGAAAGAGAGCGAGCAAGGUGGCCCAGAAAUUAGACUGAGUAUGCGGGUGCCCAGGGCUCUGAUCACUGCAAAGCCAGACGCAUACAUUCCUAAAUUGGUGUCUCUCGGUCCCUACCACCACCGUUCUCUGCAAGAAGAACCCAUUGGCCCCUACCACCAACGCCUCAGCCAUCUUUCUCAGAUGGAUUUUUACAAGCUCAACUCUACAAGAGAUGCAACAAGAAACAAGUCCAUCGAGGAUUUCUUCACAAAAAUAGAAGAGAAGGCAUCAGAAUUUGAGCAGUUCUAUGACUGGAAGAUUGGCGACGAAGAAAAGUUCGGGUGGAUGAUGAUGGUAGACGGCCUCUUCCUCUACCAGUUUCUCAAAAAUGGGCUCCAUCUUCUUCAACGCGAGGGAAGUCAAAGACACAACAGGUGCGGUGAAAUUCUUACCCCCACACUCACAAGUAUCAGGUGUGAUCUUGUGAAGCUGGAAAAUCAGAUCCCACUUUUCCUUCUCACCGAAAUCGACAAGGACAUUCUUAAGGUUCUCAGCUCUGGUAUUUCUAAUUUCUCUUGCUUUCAAGUAUGUCAUGAUGUGGAUGUUGACUAUAAAGGAGAACAUCAUCUCCUAGGUUGCAUGCACAAAUAUUUGUCCUCCUUGCAGAUUCAUAAGUCAGAUGAUAGGAAUCCCACAUGCUACGAGAGCAUCAUGACAACUAUUGGCGACAUGAUUUCCGCCACCUUUUCUCUCUUCUGUACUCACCCAGCUAAACUAGGCCGUGAUGAUUUCCUAGACAAAUACAACGCGAAAGAGCUCGCCAAGGCUGGAAUCAAAUUCCAACCUGGGUCUGAUAAAAUCAAAUUUGACAAGCAUACGGACACUCUUUUUCUUCCCAAGAUUGUAAUUUCAGACACCUACACAGAAGUAAUGAUGAGGAAUUUGCUGGCGCUAGAGUUCAACGACGCCGUUCGGUCCAAACAUGUGACUCGGUACGUGGAAUUGAUGGACUGCCUCAUCGACACACCAGAGGAUGUUGCCCUGCUGCGUGAAAGCAACGUGAUUGAACGGCAUAGCAUGAUGAUAACGGAUGAGUACGUGGCCAAGAUGUGGGAUGGCAUGGCGAAUCGUCUGUUUUUUGCAGGGUUUCUGGAGCAUGCGCAAGAGCUGAAAGCAGGAAUCAGUGAAACGCUGAUCAAGAACUUUUACAGAAGCAAGUUAAGUAAUACGUGGGCCGAGUUUCAUGGGGAACAUCUCUCAAGACCGUGGAAGGCACUGGCGUUGUUGACUGCCAUUCUUGUUGUUGGCCUCACCGCAUUACAAACCUACUGUUCUUUUGCUGAUUGCCAGAAGAGAUCCUAAUGAUUUAAAUGAGGAUACCAGUCGCAUAAAUUGAUAGAAUUGUGGGCAUAAAUUGUUGGGGGUGUGUUGUUUUAUGUGUUAGUAAGUUGCUUAUAUGGUGAGUGGGUAUAUAUAUUGAGAGUUGGAUUCUAUUAUUACAGUGUAUUAAGAUUAAAUUAUGUAUUACUGUAUUUUCUCUCAAAUAUAUAGAC
This is a messenger RNA of Cryptomeria japonica (Japanese cedar), 1552 nucleotides long. RefSeq names its product putative UPF0481 protein At3g02645. The transcript has a single exon. Bases 60 to 1361 code for a protein of 433 amino acids. The record is from RefSeq and is a predicted model, not a curated record. Lineage: Eukaryota; Viridiplantae; Streptophyta; Pinopsida; Cupressales; Cupressaceae.